CUUCCCAAUGGGACAGUCGAUGCAAAGUUGCAAACAGCACACUCACUAUAAUAAGGGCAGCUCGAAACUGAGCAAAAGCAGAGCAACCUCAAAAGAAGAAGGAAAGAGUGAAGUUCAAGUCUCCUCAGAUUCACCAGUCCUCUCCACCUCUCUGCCUUUAAGCUUUCCUCUUCAAUCAAUCUGCUUCGGCAAUAUCCCUUCUUCCUCUCAGUCCUCUUCGCUUCUGACCAGAGAAUGCUCAUCAAAGCUUAGCUUAAAGUGCUGAACUUGACGACAUAUACGUAUCUCCUCGUCCAUGGAGUUCGACCUUGAGAACCCGCUCACAAACUUGGAUCGCGGGGACAGCCUCUGCCCCGACGCGGCGUCUCUUUUCCGGGUUGAAUCCGAUCACAUGCUGUCGGAGACGUACCUGAAGAGUCUCAAACUCGGAGACUCCGAUUUCGUCGUCCGACGGGAGACCAUUUUCUCAAUCUCAGAGCUUUGUUGUAAUUAUGAUCCGUUCUUGUCGUACCUCGCCGUUAAUUACCUCGAUCGGUUCUUGUCGAGCCAAGGAUUGAAGAAACCCCAACCGUGGGUGUUUCGACUUCUGGCAGUCUCCUGCCUGUCUCUUGCCGCAAAGAUGCAGAAAACAGACUUCUCCCUCCCCGAUUUUCAGGCGGAGGGUGGGUUGAUAUUCGAUGUGCAGACGGUUCAGAGGAUGGAGAUGUUGAUAUUGGGAGCUCUGAAAUGGAGGAUGCGAUCAAUCACACCCUUCUCCUUUCUCUCCUUCUUCAUCCCCCUGUUCAAGCCCGAGGACCCGGCAUCGAGGCAGGCCCUCAAAGCUCGAGCCUCCGAGAUCAUCUUCAAAGCUCAAAAUGUUAAGAACCCGAGAUUGAGAUUCCUACCACUCCUGGCUGCAGAUGCAACGCUGCUCGAGUUCAAGCCGUCGGAUAUUGCAGCAUCGGCUCUACUCUCCGCCGCUCACGAUCUCUUCCCAUUUCAGUUACCGUGUUUCCGGAGGUCGAUCUUCAGCUGCUCAUUUGUAAAUAAGGAUGGUAUCUCGGGGUGCUAUAAUGCGAUCCAAGAGGCUGCGGCAGUGGAGGGACACGAAUCGAUAGUUGACGUGCUGUCGAGCUCGGACACACCCAUCAAUGUGCUUGACCUGCAGCUCUCCGCCUCGGAGAGCGGGGCAACCACCGGGGGCAGUGGUGGUGGUAGCGGUACUACGUCCCCAGCCAGAGGAGGCACCGUCAGAUCGGAGAGGCUCCUGAAGAGGAGGCGGAUGGGGGAGUCGAUGAGCAAUCAGACGGUCCAGAUCACUCAGUUCUGAUGUGGUCGAUAGGACAACUUAGUACAGCAGCAGUGGUGGUGGUGUUGCAGUUAAUCCUAGCUAUGUGCAGAAAGGAAGGAAAGGUGGGGAUGGAUGGGGAGAGAAAGAGAGAGAGAGAGUGGAGUGAUGUUUCAAUUCAAUAGACAAAAUCACUGUUACAGGAUCUCAGUACGGUGUUCCCCAUUAA
Punica granatum (pomegranate) is the source of this 1496-nucleotide messenger RNA. Lineage: Eukaryota; Viridiplantae; Streptophyta; Magnoliopsida; Myrtales; Lythraceae. The record is from RefSeq and is a predicted model, not a curated record.